AUGUCAACAGACCCCAAGGAUUACGCUGAAAUUGUCGAUAUCCCUACACCAGGCCGUAAAGGCAAGAAGCGCGUCGUCUGGAGCGAAGAUGAAUCCAGACGGGAGUCGGAGAGGUCAUCAGCAAACCUCUCGGCUGGCCCAAUUAGUCAACCGAUUGCCUCUCCCGGCAGUGUCCCAAGAAUUCCAAGGCCAGUUUUGAGACGGAAUACGAGUUACAAUGUGCCCCAGGAACAAGAGGAGGCAGACAAGGCGGAGAAGCAUGCCACGGAGCGGCAGCUUCGAUCCAUGACUGACGCACGGCAACGGGCGGAUCGAUUGGCUGUGUCAGUGGGCGCCUUGUACUCGCAAUCUGCCCCAGGAUCAAGACGAAACUCCAUCGAACUUGAACGAGCAUUCCAGCCCGUCAUUAACGUCUCAGACGAUCAUGAUCCAGACCUGGAUGACGCCGCUAUCACCACGACCAGUAGCAGCAGUACUGCUACUCUCAAGGAACCCUACUCUCUCAACACACACUCCACGAUUCAUCGCACCCCCCAUAGCUCCCGUUUGUACCAGCCACAUGAAGAGCAUGACAGAGCGGAGAUGCUGGUCAACUCUCAUGCUAAAAACCACCUGUUCCACCCACAAUUCUCGGCAACAUCUGGAAGAUCAACCCCAGUCAUAAUGCAGGCCUACGCCCAAGACUACGUUCCCAGGCCCUCUUCCUAUCGUGGAGGCAUCCUCUCUUCUCUGCUCAAGCUUUACCGCGAUGACAACGGCGCCGACCACGGUCCAGGUAGCAGCGGGUUCACUACUCCUACUACAACGCCCUCAACACCCAUCAUGUCUCCGCAUCCCUCGCCUCCGAAUUCUAGACGCCCCUCGACUGUCAGCACUAUCCGAUCGCGAUCAUCUAGCCGACUGAGAGGCUAUCACAAAUCUCGGGGCUCGACUUCCUCGGUUGCUUUGGGUGAGCUCCUAAAAUCAUCAUCCAUGUUUGCAGCCCCUGGCUCCAGCGAAAUAUCUGAUCGUCUCGCAGAGAAGAUCAAGAAGGAAAAGUUUGGAAAGCCAAAGAAGGAACAGAUCCGGAUCACAGUUCACAUUGCGGGUAUCAUCGCACGCCACAGAUACUUGUUGAAGCUAUGCCGUGCACUCAUGAUGUAUGGUGCUCCGACGCACCGCCUGGAGGAGUACAUGAACAUGUCCUCGCGCGUUCUCGAAAUCGAAGGCCAAUUCUUAUACAUACCAUCAUGCAUGAUUAUCAGUUUCGACGACAGCUCAACGCACACAGCAGAAGUCAAGGUAGUUCGAGUACCUCAGGGAGUUGACCUUGGCCGCCUACGAGACGUUCACAACAUCUACAAGGAUGUCGUCCACGACAAGCUUGGUGUGGAGGAAGCGACCCGACGCCUUGACGAAGUCAUUGAUCGGAAACCCAAGUUCAAGACUUGGUUCCGGGUGUUCAUGUAUGGUCUUGCCUCGGUUUGCGUCGCUCCAUUUGCUUUCCAAGGUCGCUUCAUCGAUCUGCCUAUUGCCUUUUUGCUGGGCUGCUUAGUUGGGCUUCUUCAGCUCGUCUUUGCUCCCAGCAACGAGCUCUACGCUCACGUCUUUGAGGUUUCUGCUGCUGUCAUUACGACCUUUAUCGCUCGCGGUUUCGGGUCAAUCCAAGGCGGGAAGCUGUUUUGCUUUAGCGCUUUGGCCCAAAGCAGCAUUGCCCUGAUCUUGCCUGGGUACAUGGUGCUCUGUGGAUCACUGGAGCUGCAAAGCCAUAACAUCGUUGCCGGUAGCGUUCGCAUGGUGCACGCCGUCAUCUACACUCUCUUCCUAGGUUACGGUAUCACCAUUGGAGCUUCCCUGUACGGCAUGCUCGACAGUAACGCGGCCAGUGCGACAACUUGCGACAAUCCUCUCAGCUUCAACCGCGGAUGGAAUUUUCUCUUUGUUCCAGGCUUCACGUUGUGCUUGUGCAUCAUCAACCAGGCCCAGUGGAAGCAAACACCCGUCAUGACUAUCAUGUCCCUCGCCGGCUUCUGCGUCAACAGCUAUUCAAGCCAAUACUUUGAGAGCAACAGCCAAAUCUCCAACAUGCUCGGCGCCCUAACCAUUGGUAUCCUGGCCAAUCUGUACUCGCGACUUGGACGACACGUGCAAAACGCCUGGCUAGAUCUUGUAGAGUGGUGGCAGGCGCGAGUCCAGCCUCGAUUUUCCAAGAAGAAGCAAGAGAUGCCUCCGACGCCCGACGAAGAAUCCAGCAUGGGAACACCUCCAGAUCAGCCACAGCGACUACCCAGGAAAGUCGGCUAUAGUCUUGCUGCUGCAGCCAUGCUCCCGGCCAUUUUUGUCCAGGUGCCUUCCGGUCUGGCUGCGAGCGGUUCCCUAUUGGCUGGCAUCAACUCAGCAAAUCUGCUAAACAAAAACGCAUCCUCCUCCAGCAAUUCUCAGAUCGACGGCACCGCGUUUACCGUGCUAUUGAGCGUCAUCCAAGUCGCAAUCGGCAUCAGCGUGGGCCUCUUCAUGAGUGCCUUGAUCGUCUACCCGCUAGGGAAGAGGAGAAGCGGGCUAUUCAGUUUCUAA
This is a messenger RNA of Trichoderma harzianum CBS 226.95, 2553 nucleotides long. RefSeq lists its product as hypothetical. Bases 1 to 2553 code for a protein of 850 amino acids. NCBI's taxonomy places the organism in Eukaryota, Fungi, Ascomycota, Sordariomycetes, Hypocreales, Hypocreaceae. Gene Ontology annotation, molecular function: transmembrane transporter activity. The transcript is spliced from 2 exons. The record is from RefSeq and is a predicted model, not a curated record. Gene Ontology annotation, biological process: transmembrane transport.